Messenger RNA from Andrographis paniculata, 1010 nucleotides. RefSeq lists its product as uncharacterized. NCBI's taxonomy places the organism in Eukaryota, Viridiplantae, Streptophyta, Magnoliopsida, Lamiales, Acanthaceae. The transcript is spliced from 9 exons. Gene Ontology annotation, cellular component: lytic vacuole; endosome. Gene Ontology annotation, molecular function: SNARE binding. The record is from RefSeq and is a predicted model, not a curated record. Bases 102 to 908 code for a protein of 268 amino acids. Gene Ontology annotation, biological process: SNARE complex assembly.
UGAGUCCAAUUAGGUUAUGAUGAUGGAGCUUCGCUGUGACAGAUAACGAGCACAGCGUUAUCUGCAUUUUGGUUUGCGAUUGACCGUGGCGUGGCGGAGUGAUGGGAGAUCUUUAUGCUCUGGAUUUUGAUGGAGUUCUGUGUGACAGCUGUGGGGAGAGCUCUCUCUCUGCUGUCAAGGCUGCUAAAGUAAGAUGGCCAAGGCUGUUUGAUGGUGUGGAAAAGCCUUUGGAGGAUUGGAUUGUCGAUCAGAUGCACAUAGUUCGACCGGUGGUAGAAACCGGAUACGAAAAUGUGCUACUUGUGAGGUUGCUGUUGGAGAGCCAAGUUCCUCGUGUUCGGACGUCGUCAGUUGCCCAAGGGCUUACUGUUGAGGAUAUAUUGGAGAACUGGUUGAAGAUAAAGCCUGUUAUUAUGACAGAGUGGGAGGAGGUUCGGGAUGAGCUAAUUGAUCUUUUCGGAAAGGUCAGGGAUGAAUGGAUGGACAACGACUUGGCUACCUGGAUAGGUGCCAACAGAUUUUAUCCUGGUAUUCCAGAUGCUCUGAAGUUUGCUAGCUCAAAGCUCUAUAUUGUCACAACAAAGCAGAGCCGGUUUGCGGAUGCAUUACUUAGAGAGCUUGCUGGAGUCAGUAUUCCACCUGAAAGAAUCUACGGUCUGGGAACUGGUCCCAAAGUGAAAGUGCUGAAACAGCUUCAGGACAUGCCAGAGCACCAAGGUCUAACCCUUCACUUUGUUGAAGACCGGCUGGCAACGCUGAAGAAUGUAAUUAAAGAGCCUGAAUUGAACGAAUGGAACCUGUAUCUGGGUGAUUGGGGUUAUAACACUCGAAAAGAGCGAGAGGCAGCAGCUAGCAUUCCUCGAAUUCAAAUUAUCCAGUUGCUGGAUUUCAGCAAUAAGCUAAAGUGAUGUAUUAUUUCAGAUUCAAGUAUUGCUCUAAAUUACAAUAACAGUAGCAACUGUUGUUCUUCCCUACACGAUACGAGUGGAUGUGAUAUAUUUAUUCCUUCA